Molecule: messenger RNA, 783 nt
Organism: Drosophila kikkawai
Lineage: Eukaryota; Metazoa; Arthropoda; Insecta; Diptera; Drosophilidae
Source: RefSeq, a predicted model, not a curated record
AUGUGGCCCCUGCAAAGUCCGAUUUUGUUGAUAUAUCUUUCAGGUGUUUACAGCCUUAAACUGCAUAUAGAGGAGUUCUACUCAAAGUCUUUUGUGCCCGAGGACAUCCAUUUGGCCUACGACAUUGUUGGCUUUGAGAAAAUUAACUUUAAUCUAACCGUGGAGGUACCCUUUCCCGGCAAACUUCUCAUGCACAUUUUCGCAAGGAAGCUCUCGGAUCAAGUUGGUGGCUCCGAUCAGGUGGAUCUUGUUCGCUUUAAAAAUAUGGAUCUAUGCAAGCUCCUCGAUUCCCUGCGCAACAUAACAGUGGAGGAGAUCCCUGGCGAGAGCCUGCUGCCCUCCACUUUUGUUGUUUCCUGUCCCUUGGUGCCUGGUUUUUACUACAUAAAGGAGAGUUCUGUCGAUCUCAAGCUGGUUCCCUUCCGUAUUCCCGAUGGCCGGUAUAUGGUGCUAAUAGAGUUGAUACAGGUUUACGAGGAAGUCAUGAAAUUGGCUACCGCCAGGAUCAAGUUUGCCGUGAGGCGACCACCGGGCUAUAAGGAACCAUCCUCUGAUUUUGAUAGCAAUGAUGAGGAGGGAGUAACCAAAAAUCGUGAAAAAGAAAAGAAGGAGCCAAACGAUGUAGAGGGGGAGAAGAAGGGACCUAAUAAUGAAGAAAAGGAGGAACGUAGUUCUGAGGUUUCUGAUCCAAGCGAAAAUAACAAUGAAGCUGGGAAAAAAAAGGAACUUUGUUCAGAGGAAUCAAGCGACGAUAACCAUAGGACUUCUACUGAUUACGAAUAA